This is a messenger RNA of Tachysurus fulvidraco (yellow catfish), 3696 nucleotides long. RefSeq names its product NACHT, LRR and PYD domains-containing protein 12-like. Lineage: Eukaryota; Metazoa; Chordata; Actinopteri; Siluriformes; Bagridae. The record is from RefSeq and is a predicted model, not a curated record. The transcript is spliced from 10 exons. Gene Ontology annotation, molecular function: protein binding. Bases 81 to 3650 code for a protein of 1189 amino acids.
CGCCAAUUCGCGCCAAUUUCUUCUCGGUUUCUCUUCAGUAAUUUGAUUCAUUCUGAUUCAUUCUGUUACUUUUCGCCGCCAUGUCACAGUAUCAAUCAAUGAUCGGAUCAACAAUCACGCCACUUGAAGCCUUGGAUGAUCUAAAGGAAGAUGAGUUUGAGAGAUUUGUGUUUUUUCUUUCUCGGGUAAAAGAAAUGUAUAUAAAUGAUGAAAAUAUUCAGAAAAGAAAACUGCACAAAAAAUCUAGAGUAGAAGUGGCUGGAACUAUGAUCGAAACAUAUGGGAAUGAAAUUGCUCUUCAAGUCACUAUAAAAAUUUUGAAACACAUGAAAGAAUAUGAAUCAGCAAGAACAUUGGAAAAGCAAAUACAACAAAAACGGAAAGAGUCUGAUUCAAUUGCUGUGCCUGUAAAGAAGCAGAGACUGGCCAAUGAAUCAAGAGAGACGUGUCAACCAGCCAGUGUAAAAAAAGCGCAAGAUCUUCAGAGCGUCAUGACAAAACAUAAAGACUGGCUUAAGCAUCAAAGUCAUUUCAUUGUUGAGGAGACCGCUAAAGAUAAGAACAAGAUUCCACUUAAUUACAUAUACACAGAUUUGAUUAUUACAAAAGGAGAAAGUGAAGCUCGAAAUAAUGAGCAUGAGGUUUUGAUGAACGAUAACUCACAAUUUUCAUACGAGUCCGGAAUCCACUGCAAUGACAUCUUCGGUAAGAAUGAAGAAGAAAUCAAAACUGUUCUUACGAAGGGUGUAGCUGGCAUUGGAAAAACAGUCUCUGUGCAGAAAUUCAUCCUUGACUGGGCUGAGAACAAAGCCAAUCAAGAUGUGGAGUUUCUGUUUGUACUUCCAUUUCGUCAACUAAACCUGAUCGAAGGUGAUUAUAGUCUUCAUGAGCUUUUGGUUCACUUGCAUCCCCAGCUUAAAGACUGUCACUCAGACAUGUAUGUCGACAAGAAGAUUUUAUUCAUAUUUGAUGGCCUUGAGGAGAGUAGAAUUCAACUGAGCUUUAGACAAACUUCUGUCAGUGAUGUUCACACCAAAUGCAAAGUGGAGGUCUUAAUUAUAAACCUCAUAAAAGGAGAGCUACUCCCUUCUGCUCUUAUAUGGAUAACGUCUCGACCAGCAGCAGCCAGUCAGAUUCCCUCGCAGUACAUUCACCGUGUGACAGAAAUUCAGGGGUUCAGUGACUCACAAAAGGAGCAGUACUUUAGACAGAGAGUGACCGAUCCAGACGAAGCCAAAAGAAUCAUCUUGCACAUAAAGAAAGCAAAGAGUCUUCACAUUAUGUGCCACAUUCCGGUCUUUUGUUGGAUUUCAGUUACUGCUCUUCAGCCAUGGCUAUCCCACAACCACAAAAAAGAAAUCCCCACAACAUUGACUGAAAUGUACUCUUACUUUUUACUUGUUCAGAUGAACAGGAAGAACGAGAAGUUUGACCAGAGAUAUGAUUCAGACACAAAGUUACUGCUGGAGUACAACAAAAACAUGAUUCUGAAACUUGCCGAGUUGGCGUUCAGACAGCUGCUAAAUGGCAAUGUCCUCUUCUAUAAAAAAGAUCUGGAAGAGUGUGGAAUCAAUGUCCAAGAAUCCUUCUUAUGCUCUGGGAUUUGCACGGAAAUCUUUAAAAUCGAACCUCCGUUUUAUCGCACAAAAGUUUAUUGCUUCGUGCACUUGAGCUUCCAAGAAUUUUUUGCCGCUCUCUAUGUGUUCCAUUGUUAUCUGUGCAAGAACACAGCAGGAGUGAAGAUGUUUCUGCCAAAAACCAAGGUUGUGACAAAAGUAUCACUGGAUGUGCUAAUGAAGCAUGCAGUGGAUGAAGCCUUGAAGAGCAAGAAUGGACAUCUUGACCUUUUCCUGCGUUUUCUUCAUGGCUUGUCCUUAGAAUCCAACCAGAGACUCCUGCAAGGUCUCCUACCCUGUACCGAGAGCAGCCCCGAGAGCGUCCAAAAAAUAAAGCAAAAUCUGAAACGCGGACAGAAAAAGAACAUCAACCCUGAGCGUUGGCUCAAUCUCUCACACUGCUUAAUAGAAAUGAAGGAUGACACUCUUCAGCAAGAGAUUCAGACUUACCUCCAGUCCAACAAAAAGUCCAAAAAGCUCACUCUUGCACAAUGUUCGGCCAUGGCUAACAUGUUUCAAGUUUCAGAAGAAGCGAUGGACGAGUUGGAUCUAAAAAAAUACAACACAACAGAAGAGGGACGUAGAAGACUUAUUCCAGCACUAAGGAACUGCAAAAAGGCAAUUCUAGCAGACUGUAAUCUCACAGAGAACGCCUGUGAAAACAUUGCAUCAGCAUUACAGUCAGCAAAUUCACCCCUGAGGGAGCUUGACCUGAGCAACAAUGACCUACAGGAAACAGGUCUGAAAUUGCUCUAUGAAGGGCUGAAGAAUUGUAAAUUAGAGAUACUAAGACUCUCUAAUUGUAAGCUGACCACAUUGUCAGCUCUACUUUUAAGAAAUUCCUCCCUGAGAAAACUGGAUCUGAGCUAUAAUAACCUGCAGAAGGGGAUAGAUCAGCUCUCUGGACUAAAGAGCCCAAACUGUAAACUGGACACAUUAAGGAUCUCAGAUUGUAAACUCACUGCAGAAUCUUGUAAAUCCAUUGGCAAAGCUUUAGCAAAGUCACCUUUGAGAGAGCUGGAUCUGAGUUGCAAUGACCUGCAGGAUACAGGAAUGAAGCUGCUAUCUGAUGGACUGAUGAGUUCUCACUGUAAUCUGAACAUACUGAAACUCUCAGACUGUAAACUCACUGAGCAGUCUUGUACUCAUAUCGCCUCAGUUCUGAAAAAGGCUAACUCGUCCCUGAGAGAGUUGGAUUUAAGUGAUAAUGACCUGCUGGAUUCUGGUAUCAAAGUGCUGUCUGGUGGAUUAAAGAGUUCACAAUGUGUUCUGGAAAUACUGAGAUUGUCUGGCUGUUGUCUCACAGAACAGAGUUGCUCUUCACUCAUUUUAGCUCUGCAUUCAAACCCCACACACCUCACUGAACUGGAUUUAAACUACAAUCAUCUAGGACGUUCAGAAUUACAGUUUUUUUCAGUGAACAGGAAACUGAAGACCAGAACAAACCAUUCUGGAGAGUUGAGAAUAGCUAAAGGACUCAAGAAGUAUGCCUUCAAGCUGACGCUGGACCCCAACACAGCAAACACACGUCUCUCACUGACCAAUAAUAACACCAGGAUGUUGCUUAUGACAGAAGAUCAGCCAUGUCGAGACAACAGAUUGAGAUUUCAGUAUGUGACACAGGUGCUGAGUACAGAGAGUUUGUCUGGACGUUGUUACUGGGAAGUAGAGUGGCAUCAAAACGCCUCCAUCGCUGUGGCAUACAAAUCUAUCAGUAAGAGGGGACACAGAAACGACUGUGUGUUCGGAUGUUCAAAAAAGUCCUGGAGCCUGGAUUUGUCCAGGAAUAAUAGGGGAUAUAUCGUUUACUCAGUAAUGCACAAUAAAGAGAGCACUCCCAGUUCAUAUUCCCAGUUUAACAGAGUAGGAGUGUAUGUGGAUGUCCCAGCUGGGAUUCUGUCCUUUUACGCCAUCUCCUCUGACUCACACAAGCUAACACGCAUACACACAUUUCGUACAACAUUCACAGAAAGACUUUUUGCAGGAUUUGGACUCAAACUGUCCAAUGACUCCAUCUCUCUCAUUCGUUCUUGAAACUAAAAAGUAAAAUGUCUUAAUGUCACAGGGAUUUAUUUUAAUU